GGUCAUGUUUGCUAGAAAGUGGUUUGAUUUUUAUGGUUUCCUGCCCCUUGGCAUUCUUCUGUUGAGUGAGGGUGCAGUUUGCAAGCACCAUCUGAAGCAAAAUUACCAACUUGGUUUUUGUCUUGCAUGCUGCCCCUGGCCUGUGGUACAGUUGUGGGGUCACAGACCGUACACCUCUGAUCUUGAAGAGGAGCGUAGUGAUAUUUUUAGUUUCGGACUUGACGUUAGACCAUCCUCCGGUGCUUUGAUGUAUGGAAAUGGGCUGAGCUGUUUUGUCUGCUUGGAUUCGUGAUCCUACCCUUCCCUGCUGCGCCUUCUCGUCAGAACAAGUUGCAGCCAUGGGAGACGGUGGUUUUGUGAAGAAUUUCGUCGCUAGACUAAACAACAAUUCCAGUGGCCCGCCAGCUAGUUCCGUACCGGCCAGGCCGAACAGCUCAGCAGCCGUGUUUCCACCAUCGCAGUCAAAAACUGCUAGUCAGACAACUAGUGGCGUCUCCUCAGUACGCCGUGGCAGUAAGCCACAGCAUAAUUUCAGGUCGAAAGAAGACAGUGAAUCAGGAUCUGUGCCAUCGAUAACUACCCCGUCAACAGCUGUGUCAACAGCAUCCACACCAACGGUGCCUGAGCCUACAUCGUCUGCGCUGUCAACAGAAACACAGGAAGGGCCAACGCAGACGCCCAGCUGUGAACUUGCAGGUGGUUUUGUGAAGAAUUUCGUCGCUAGGCUAAACAACAAUACCAAUGGCCCGCCAGCUAGCUCCGUACCAGUCAGGCCAGCCAGUUCAGCAGCAGCGUUACCACCAUCGCAGUCGAGAACCGUUAAUCGUACUGUUAGUGUCCCCGCCUCAACAUGGCCUGGCAAAAAGUCACAGAACAGUUUCAGGUCAAGAGAAGUUGGAGACAAUUUAGAUGAGCCGGGAUAUACUCUGUCAACAACGGCGCCGGCAGCAACUGUAUCAAAGUCCACAGUGACAGCGUCAUCAUCCGCACCAACUAAAUCUCCGCCAACAAAAUCCACGACAACAGCACCUGAGAGUAAAACUUCUGUGUCGUCAACAGCCGUAAAGGAACAGGUCUCAAACAAGUCGACUACGGAGAAGUCAGCAUCAGCGCUAUCGACAAAUGCAGCGGCCAAACCGGUGCAGACGGCAACUGCAUCAACGACAUCACCCGCACCAACGAAAUCAAUUGCAGAAAAAUCCGCACCAGAAAAAUCUGCACCAGCUACAUUUGAACCAGCUAAAUCUGCACCAGCUACAUCUGCACCAGCUAAAUCUGAACCAGCUAAAUCUGCACCAGCUAAAUCCGCUUCAACAGUGCCUGAGCCUAAAACUUCUGCAUCGCCGACAGCCGUAAAGAAGGAGGUCUCAAACAAGUCGACUACGGGGAAGUCAGCAUCAGCGCUAUCGACAACUGCACCGGCCAAACCGGUGCAGACGGCAACUGCAUCAACGACAUCAACCGCACCAACGAAAUCAAUUGCAGAAAAAUCCGCACCAGAAAAAUCUGCACCAGCUACAUCUGAACCAGCUAAAUCUGCAUCAGCUACAUCUGGACCAGCUACAUCUGAACCAGCUAAAUCUGCACCAGCUAAAUCCGCUUCAACAGUGCCUGAGCCUAAAACUUCUGCAUCGCCGACAGCCGUAAAGAAGGAGGUCUCAAACAAGUCGACUACGGAGAAGUCAGCAUCAGCGCUAUCGACAACUGCACCGGCCAAACCGGUGCAGACGGCAACUGCAUCAACGACAUCACCCGCACCAACGAAAUCAAUUGCAGAAAAAUCUGCACCAGAAAAAUCUGCACCAGCUACAUCUGAACCAGCUAAACCUGCACCAGCUAAAUCCGGUUCAACAGUGCCUGAGCCUAUAAUUUCUGCAUCGCCGACAGCCGUAAAGAUGGCGAUCUGGCCAACGUUGACUUCUGGCUGUGAAUUUGCAGCUCCUCCGAUUAGACGCCGGCGGAAUAUUGAAGGUGAAAUGGAGGUGGAAGAGACGGAGACGCGAACGAAAUUCAUUGGAUUUAGUGACACCGUUACCGUCUUCGAAGAUGAUCUUGCUGGCUCUCAGCAUCUCUAUCUGUUCUUGUUCAACUGGUAACGAGCCCUAUCGUCGAGUUGCCUUGAGAAUGUUUUGCACUAAUUUGAACCGACUUCAUGUGGCGGUCGCUCUUGAUGUACAUAUAUCUCUCCUGACUGUAUUUGUUUCUCCUCAAGUUUCCCAUUCCCAUUCGUUCCUACGCAGAUGAUAAUUAUACUGCGUGCUAUUAUUUAUGAUACUACUCACCGCUGCUGAGAUGGCGAAGCCCACCCGAUUGUGUGACAACACUCUGUCCCACUCCCCCUUCUUCCCUUCUUUCUCUGUCUGAUCACUUGUGUUCCUCUAUUGUAUUGUUAGCCUUGUUAUCUUGUCGUUGUAUUUCACUUUUCUUCCCGGACACUGCGGCUCUAACUGGUCUUGUAGUUCUACGCUGUGUCACUCA
Molecule: messenger RNA, 2478 nt
Organism: Sycon ciliatum
Lineage: Eukaryota; Metazoa; Porifera; Calcarea; Leucosolenida; Sycettidae
Exons: 15
Coding region: 339-2096 (585 amino acids)
Source: RefSeq, a predicted model, not a curated record